CAAUUUAAAUGCCUGUACACUAUAACAUAGGUGCAGUCAAUCAGAGUCUAUUUCUCUUGAUGACACCAUCAUGCGACGCUCUGGGCUGUUGAUUUUGGGUCUCCUCCUAAACGUAGCUCAUUGCUUGGGAAUCCUGGGUGCGAGCGAGGAGCCGUACGUGGAGGUCACUGACGUCACAGCGGUCCUGGGAGAGGUCGCGUACCUGAGCUGUAGAUAUCAGGGUCAGAGUGAGGUGCAGAGCGCCCACUGGGUCCGUCAGCUUAACUCCAGACUCAAAUCCAAGAAACUGGCGGGAUUUUCAAAUGGUCAGCUGUACAGCAGCAGUGACCUCUCAGUGCCACACUCUGUCAACAACCUGACAGUGAGGAUGACCGUGUCCAGUGUGGCCGUGGAGGGAGAAUACAUCUGCGAGUUUGAAACCGAGGAGGGGACUCUCCUAGACAGAGCAUAUGUCACUGUAGUAGCUCGGCCUGAUAUCCAAGUCCUGGUGUCUGCUGAGACGGUGAACGGCACUCACUACCAGUCAGUGUCGUGCGUCGUCGGCGACGGCAGGCCCGCGCCUCAGAUCACCUGGCUGGUCAACAACCUCCCUCCCUCAGAUCCUCAGAUCUUCACCGUGAGUGAGAGCGACGUCACGGCUCACUCAAACGGCACGUUCAGCCAGAGCAGCACCCUGCGCUUCCCCACCCACCUGCAAGACGAGGACAGCGUGACUUGUGCCGUUCGACACCCAACCCUCCCAAACCCCAAACUCACCACAGUAAGGGUGGAAACAUAUGCGAGGCCAAAUGUGACCAUUAAAGCAGAGAUGGUACAAAAAGGAGGAAAUGAGUUCUGGGUGGUCUCGUGCAUUUCAUCUGGAGGGAGACCUGACACUGAUAUCUGGUUGUCUUUGAACUGCGAUGAAGAGCCGCAGAGAGAGAACAGCACAGACUCAGACACAGGGCAGAGCAGCUCCGUCGUCCUCCCCGCGACGGCGUACGAGGGCUGCAACGUCACCUGUGUCUUUGACCAUCCCAAAUUUACACACACAGAGUCCCGGGCCGUCACGCUGCCGUCUUUCUAUUUGUCUGGAGUUCAGUUGAUCAACUCUGAGUCGACCAUCGACGGUGAAGGAGCUGAAAACCUGCAGCUGCGGGAGGGAGAGAGUGAAGUUGUUAUCGGCCUGGAGGUCACUGGGAACGUGCCGAGAUACGAUGUUACAUGCACAAAAGAUGCUGGGCCUUUGCCUGAAGGUUUGGAGCUGGUUGGCAGUUACCUCACAGUUCACGGUCCUGUCGAGCAGCAGCGGCACGCGGGCCUGUAUGAAUGUGUCGUCUCCUAUCACCAUCUUAAAGCAACGGUGCACAUCAACAUCACAGUUCACGUUCCUCCCAGGAUACGAGUGGAUUUGCAGACUAAAGGUGGACACAGGGUGAUUGAGUGCUCAGCAGAUGAUGCUGUUCCCGCAGCCAACGUAUCCUGGCUUCUACCAAAGGGUGUGUCGGGAGUCUCUUGGUCCAAUUUCACUUCUCAUAAUGGAAGCCACUCUGUCAGGGGAGUUAUUCUCCUCCCUGCCUGCUCGCCUCGGGAACUCACUGCAGAGUGUGUGAUAAAUCACCCAGCGUUUGAGGAGCCAGAGAGCAGGAGCAUAACACUGCCUCAUUGCGCUCAGACUAACAUCACCAUCAACUCCAGCACCGACUGGAGACACGGUGAACAGUUCACACAGGUGGACUGCUCUGCAGACAGCGUCGCCCCUGCACCAGUAAUAACCUGGUAUGUUGGGAACAGUGACAACAGCAUCACCAGUAACCUUUCAGAGACUGAAGUAAAGGCGGACGGUUCGGUUUCAGCCCGUAGCUCCGUGCACUUCUUGUCGUCUUUGUAUGCCGGGCAGAAUUUGACCUGCAUGGUCGAGCAUCCAAGCACGGAGGCGGCAGAGAACCGAACGAUACACAUUCCCGCGCAGAAGGCCCCUCAGCUGAGUGUGUCACUGGUGAGACAGCAGGACUCUCAUCUCUGGCUGGCAGUGUGCAGUGUGUGUGAGUGCAGAGGGGAGGGUGUCGAGACAAACCUCACCUGGGUGCUUCCCGAAAAUGCCAAAGGUCAAACAUCCCUGCACGCAGAGUAUGAAGGACACUCCCUGAAAACCAGGCUGACUUAUCAGUUCCCUUUGGCCCUUCAUGAAGGUCAGGACCUGACCUGCGUUUACCAGUUUAAACACGGGGUCACAGAGAGGAGGACCGUUCACGUCCCUAGAUACUAUAUAUCUGCUGUGCGAGUCCUGAACCACACGACACCUCUGAGAAACCGCCACGCUGAUGCAGCCGUCAUACACAGAUUAACUCUCCAGGAAAAUCAUCACAACCAGAGAAUACUGCUGCGAGUCGAAGGCAACGUGCCACAGUAUGACCUCAGCUGUAAGAGGAGCGGCGGCGCACUCGUCCGCAUGGAGGGACUCGAAAUGGUCUUCCCGUCAGAAAUCACAGAGGAAGACAGAGGCCUGUACACCUGCUGUGCUUCCUUCUAUCACCACGCAGCCACAGUCAAGAUUCAAGUGGAGGUCAUGAGCGAGAGCAAACUCUUUGGAUUGAUAGCCCUGACUUGCCUUUCUGUAGCCCUGACCAUCAUCUCCAUCCUCGCCGUCACUCUCUGGGUGUGCUGCACAAGAAACAACAGGAAGCAAAAUAAGAAGCGGGGUUCUCUCUCGGCUUUGACGAGUCAGAUGCAGGAGCCCGGUUCUCCUGAGGUGAAGAAGCCGGCGGUGAUGGAAAAUGAGAGUAAGGAGUAUGCUCAGCUGCUCAGCUACUCCAUCGUCAUCGACGUGAAGAGCACGGUGUGAAGAGGACGAGGUGUUGUGAACGUUCAGCUUUACAUUCUGCACAAACUUGAUAUGAGAGUUUGUUCUCAGAGCAGAAAAGUCUGUGAAUUCAGUGUUUUUUUAUAUGACUGUAGCAUUUGAAGUCUUGUGAUUUUUUUUAUUGAAACAGCAUUAUUGAAGUUUUAUUUUGACCGAUGAUUUAUAAUGCAUUAUUCUUUUUGGCACUUUUUCAUGUUACUUGAAUUUCCCAUUGUUGUGCACAUUGUAUUCUCAAUUAAAUCAUGACUUUAAUAAUA
Messenger RNA from Solea senegalensis (Senegalese sole), 3099 nucleotides. RefSeq lists its product as uncharacterized. Gene Ontology annotation, biological process: homophilic cell-cell adhesion; heterophilic cell-cell adhesion. The record is from RefSeq and is a predicted model, not a curated record. Gene Ontology annotation, cellular component: adherens junction. The transcript is spliced from 14 exons. Bases 71 to 2824 code for a protein of 917 amino acids. Lineage: Eukaryota; Metazoa; Chordata; Actinopteri; Pleuronectiformes; Soleidae.